AUGAUUGAAAAUCUUAAAGCAAAGAUUGAAAUUCAGCGGACGAAGCUUCAAAGACUUUUAAGGGAUUUGAAAUCGGAAGAGACUCGAAUCGAAAAAAGAAGACUAUUAUAUGACACAAAGACUGAGAACCGUAUCAAAAGGAGAGAUGCUUCUAAACAAAUCAAAAAGCAGAAACGUGAGCUAGCAGACAAGAGGGAAAAACUUCGCGAAGAAAUGGAGGCAAAGUAUCUAGGAUGA
Molecule: messenger RNA, 237 nt
Organism: Caenorhabditis remanei
Lineage: Eukaryota; Metazoa; Nematoda; Chromadorea; Rhabditida; Rhabditidae
Exons: 3
Coding region: 1-237 (78 amino acids)
Source: RefSeq, a predicted model, not a curated record